UUUUAUACUACCAAUAAAAUUAUAGUUUUAUUACUACAUUACUUCUAUUUAAAAAAUAAAUAUAUUUUUUUAUACAAAGUAACGAUUUUUUAAUGGAAUCCAUAUAAUUGGUAAAUAGAAAAUUGAACAAAGAAAGUAACAAGUGCUUCCGCGUUUUUUUUUAAUAACUUAUAAAACGCCAACAACAAAAAUUAGCAACAAAUUUACCGUCGACAUUGAACUACCAAGAAAUUGCUAGUAUCGAUUGUAAAGCCAAAAGUGUGCCAAAAUAAUAUUGACGUCCAUUUUAAUCAAUAAGUCUUAAAGAAAUAAAUGCAAAGUGCAGUUUAGUUUUGAAUAUAUAUAAAAAUUAAACCUAUAGUCAGCUGUGUAAAGUAGUUGUGGUGAUAGUGUUGAAUCACCCUCAGUUAUGGGUAAUGCAGGCAGUACCAGCAUGCAACGCGAGCGCCAUAAGUCAAGCGACCUGUCAACACCAAAUUCUCCCUUUCGGGAGAUGGCUGGACGUGGAGAUUCAGUUGCAUCAGCAACAGGGGUUGGCGCGGUUGGGAGUGGCGGCGCACAAGCCUUCACUUUCGACAAAAACAUAACAAAUGACAAGAACGUACGCUCAGUCUUGCUCGGAGGUUCAUCGCAAGAAGACGAAGAUCAACCGUAUUAUACGAAGCCAGUCGGUAGCGCAGCUACUACCGAUACAACUAGCACACCCACCCCACGUAAACGUGCUAAUACUGUUUCAGAAGGUACUACUACACCGCUACACAACAACUCAGGCAGUACAAUGUCUGUAAAGGAAGCAGCUGCUGAUUCUAAUGACGAUAAAGAGGAGAGCUCCACCGAUGAAUUGCCAAGGAAUUCGGGCUUGCCCACCGUACUGCGUUGGGAUGGUGGUGGCAAGAAUGUCAUGAUUUCCGGCACAUUUUCCAAAUGGAAACCAAUACCAAUGGCACGCAGUCAUGGAAAUUUUGUGGCCAUUAUUGACCUUCCAGAGGGCGAUCAUCAAUAUAAAUUUUGUGUAGAUGGUGAAUGGAAGCAUGAUCCUAAAUUGAAAAGCAUCGAAAAUAAUGACGGCAUUAAGAACAACUUAGUUUCAGUACGUCAAUCAGAUUUCGAGGUAUUUCAGGCAUUAGCCAAAGACAGUGAGAAUGCGCCAAAUUAUGCCGAAAGAGAGUAUUCACAAGAAGUACCACAGCCAAAGCCAUGGGAAAAGGUUUCUGGACCGCCAGUUUUACCGCCACAUCUCCUACAAGUGAUACUUAAUAAAGAUACACCAUUAUCGUGUGAACCAACGUUGUUACCAGAACCAAAUCAUGUCAUGCUUAAUCAUCUCUAUGCGCUCUCUAUCAAAGAUGGUGUAAUGGUAUUGAGUGCAACACAUCGUUAUCGCAAAAAAUAUGUUACCACUUUGCUUUAUAAGCCCAUCUAAGGCGUUAUACAAUAGAUACGAACAUAUUUAGGUGUAGGUUUUGAGACAAUACAUUGUUUAAACUAUACGCGUAUUCAAAGUCCUAGUUUUCGAGCAUAUUUUCGAAGUUACUUUCAUCUAAAUAUUGUAAAAUUACUAAUAUUAUUGCUUGCAAAAUAUCAGCAAUAGCUAGCAUGUGAAAAACUUAUUGCGAUACUAAAUUUAAGAUGUAAUACUAACAUUUGGAAAAAGCUUUCGUGCAAGUUCGUGUUAGUAAACUAUAUACAAAUAAUGAA
Messenger RNA from Ceratitis capitata (Mediterranean fruit fly), 1698 nucleotides. It is a transcript of the gene alc, whose product is annotated as 5'-AMP-activated protein kinase subunit beta-1. The record is from RefSeq and is a predicted model, not a curated record. Lineage: Eukaryota; Metazoa; Arthropoda; Insecta; Diptera; Tephritidae. Gene Ontology annotation, biological process: signal transduction. The coding region runs from base 410 to 1423 and encodes 337 amino acids. Gene Ontology annotation, molecular function: protein kinase binding. The transcript has 3 exons. Gene Ontology annotation, cellular component: nucleus; nucleotide-activated protein kinase complex; cytoplasm.